GCUGGUCGUGCGGCGCGGCGCGCGGCGAGAGCUGGCGGUCACCAUGGCAAUGCGGGAGCUGGUGGAGGCCGAAUGCGGGGGUGCCAACCCGCUCAUGAAGCUGGCGGGGCACUUCACCCAAGAUAAGGCCCUUCGACAGGAGGGGUUGAGGCCAGCUCCCUGGCCUCCAGGAACCACAGCUUCGGAGGCGGUCUCUAAGCCACUGGGAGUCGCCUCUGAAGAUGAGUUGGUGGCCGAAUUCCUCCACGACCAGAAUGCACCACUUGUGUCCCGUGCCCCGCAGACCUUCAAGAUGGAUGAUCUCUUGGCAGAGAUGCAGGAGAUUGAACAGUCAAACUUCCGCCAGGCACCUCAGAGAGCCCCUGGUGUGGCAGACUUGGCCUUGUCUGAGAACUGGGCCCAGGAGUUUCUGGCAGCUGGCGAUGCUGUGGAUGUAACUCAGGAUUAUAAUGAGACAGACUGGUCCCAGGAAUUCAUCUCUGAAGUUACAGAUCCUUUGUCUGUGUCCCCUGCCCGCUGGGCUGAGGAGUAUCUAGAACAGUCAGAGGAGAAACUGUGGCUGGGAGAGCCGGAGGGAACAACCACUGCUGACCGCUGGCAUGACGAGUAUCAUCCUGAGGAGGACCUGCAGCACACGGCCAGCGACUUUGUGGCCAAGGUGGAUGAUCCCAAAUUAGCUAACUCCGAGUUCCUGAAAUUCGUGCGGCAGAUUGGCGAGGGGCAGGUGUCCCUGGAUUCCGGUGCAGGGUCUGGCCGAGCUCAGGCAGAACAGUGGGCAGCAGAGUUUAUACAGCAGCAGGGUACAUCUGAAGCCUGGGUUGACCAGUUCACAAGACCAGUAAACACAUCUGCUCUUGAUAUGGAGUUUGAACGGGCCAAGUCAGCUAUAGAGUCUGAUGUCGAUUUCUGGGACAAGUUGCAGGCAGAGUUGGAGGAGAUGGCCAAACGGGAUGCCGAGGCUCACCCCUGGCUUUCUGAGUAUGAUGACAUCACAUCUGCUUCCUAUGAUAAGGGGUACCAGUUUGAGGAGGAGAACCCACUGCGUGACCACCCCCAGCCUUUUGAGGAAGGGCUGCGGCGACUUCAGGAGGGCGACUUGCCGAACGCUGUGCUGCUGUUCGAGGCGGCUGUGCAGCAGGAUCCCAAGCACAUGGAAGCUUGGCAGUAUCUGGGUACCACGCAGGCAGAGAAUGAACAGGAACUCUUAGCCAUCAGUGCGCUGCGGAAGUGUCUGGAGCUAAAGCCAGAUAACCUGACGGCGCUGAUGGCGCUGGCUGUGAGCUUCACCAAUGAGUCCCUGCAGCGACAGGCCUGUGAGACCCUGCGGGACUGGCUGCGCUACACACCUGCCUAUGGCCACCUGGUGGCGCCUGGUGAAGAAGGGGCCGGUGGGGCAGGGCUGGGCCCCAGCAAGCGCAUCCUGGGGUCUCUGUUGUCGGACUCCCUGUUUCUUGAAGUGAAAGAACUCUUCCUGGCAGCUGUGCGCCUGGACCCCACCUCCAUCGACCCGGACGUGCAGUGUGGUUUGGGAGUUCUUUUCAACCUGAGCGGGGAGUACGACAAGGCGGUAGACUGCUUCACGGCUGCCCUCAGCGUCCGUCCCAACGAUUACCUGCUGUGGAAUAAGCUGGGUGCCACCUUGGCCAAUGGAAACCAGAGUGAAGAAGCGGUAGCUGCGUACCGCCGGGCCCUCGAGCUGCAGCCUGGCUACAUACGGUCCCGCUACAACCUGGGCAUCAGCUGCAUCAACCUGGGGGCUCACCGGGAGGCUGUGGAACACUUUUUGGAAGCCCUGAACAUGCAGAGGAAAAGCCGGGGCCCUCGGGGUGAAGGGGGCGCUAUGUCAGAGAACAUCUGGAGCACCCUGCGUUUGGCAUUGUCUAUGUUAGGCCAGAGCGAUGCCUAUGGGGCAGCUGAUUCCCGAGAUCUGUCCACCCUCCUGUCUAUGUUUGGCCUGCCCCAGUGACAGUGGGAUGGGCUGCCCUGUGAGUGUCUGCCUGGAGGGGUCCCCGCUCUGGAUGUGACUCCCUCUCCCCAAAUGGGCCUACCACGGGGGCGGGCUGAUGGCCACAAGCGGUACGGCCUCUCAGGAGCGGCCCAGACGUAGGGGUGGGUAGUCUCUUCUAGUUCCUGCAUAAUUGUGGGAAAACGCGCUGUGGUGUCUUGAGUCCCUUGGUAAUUCAAGGGCUGUACAUCCAGCUACAGAUCUCACUGCUCACCGUGCCCUUUCUUGGUGCUGCUUUUUGGGUAGGACCCAAAGCUAUAGGGUGACUGUCGUCAUCAGCUGCCAUUUCUGAGAGGGUCCAUCACAUUUGUAAUGUCUCAUCUUCCCCAUGGAUACUGGGAGUUGAUAACUGCAGUGUCCUGGCCAGCUGUGUCGGAGGUUCCUCUGCCAUGCACUUCUGAUGACUGUGUCUGGGACGGGAUGUGUUAGGAGUUGGCCUGGUUGAUGUAAGCGUGGACUUGGCUCAGCAGACCUGAACUUUGAAGGGGCGGGAGGAGGUUUCAUAGCUGUGUCAUUCUCGAACCUCACCUGAUGGAUGCUCAGUUCCUGAGUACGGUGCUGGGUACACUAGUGCUGCCGGCAUCUUGGGGGCCUCACAAGCUGCCGGGUCAGUUCUACAGUGUUGGGGUGUGGGCAGGAGGAAGCCUGCCUUGUGGAAUGAGCCUUCAAGGGACCAGAUGGGCUCAGAUCUGGGCUUUGGUAGGAGGCUGGUGCUAGUGGGAUGAAGGAGUAGGGAGUGCUGCCAUCCCUCUUAGACCUGUGAGCAGGACUUAGUUGACUGUCUGGAAAAGUAGUCCAGGAACUGCAGACUCCUGGGGGUGGGGGCGGGAGGUGUUCAGUGUUACCAUAAACCUUUGCAGUACUUCUUGAAAUGUUUCUAGGGGAAAGCAUUGAAAAAUCCUCUUCCCUCAUAAACGCACACAAGGUGAAGAUUGAGGGAAGAUGAAGAAAUGACUGCUGAGCCUCCCGCCUUGUCUUCAGCCCUAGUGAUCAGAGAGAUGCUUUUUUAACCACCAUGGUCCCAGGGUUCCAUCCUGAAAUUUAUUUUUCUUUGUAUGAAUAUGUGUAAAUGAUUUAAAAAUAAAACUGUAAAAUAUUUGUAUGAAGAAUAAAUG
Condylura cristata (star-nosed mole) is the source of this 3120-nucleotide messenger RNA. It is a transcript of the gene PEX5, whose product is annotated as peroxisomal biogenesis factor 5. Gene Ontology annotation, cellular component: cytosol; peroxisomal membrane. Gene Ontology annotation, biological process: protein import into peroxisome matrix, docking. The record is from RefSeq and is a predicted model, not a curated record. Bases 44 to 1966 code for a protein of 640 amino acids. The transcript is spliced from 16 exons. Lineage: Eukaryota; Metazoa; Chordata; Mammalia; Eulipotyphla; Talpidae. Gene Ontology annotation, molecular function: protein binding.